This is a messenger RNA of Cryptomeria japonica (Japanese cedar), 1311 nucleotides long. RefSeq lists its product as uncharacterized. NCBI's taxonomy places the organism in Eukaryota, Viridiplantae, Streptophyta, Pinopsida, Cupressales, Cupressaceae. Gene Ontology annotation, molecular function: nucleic acid binding. The transcript is spliced from 6 exons. The record is from RefSeq and is a predicted model, not a curated record. Gene Ontology annotation, biological process: DNA integration. Bases 1 to 1311 code for a protein of 436 amino acids.
AUGGCGCCCAACAAGAAGACCACACUACAGCAGAAAAUAAAGAUGAAAUGCCUAGUAUUCAUUGAAAUCAGAAAGCCGUUUCCAGAAGUUCGAAAAAACCUUCAGAAUGUGGCAUGUUCAUGGUGGCCUGAGUGUUUGUUUUCGAAGCUCGAAAUGCCCUUCAUUCUCGCUCGAACCCUCAUGGCUCCUACUUCACGGCAAAGUUUGCCAAGGGUAAUGAAGACAUCAAAAAGGCCACGCCCAGAAAAUACAGAGAAAAUACAGGAAAAUCUCCACGGCGGCUCCCCAAAAUGUGCCCAGAAUCGGCAAAGUAAAACUGUUGUUCAUUCCUUCUUUGGAAAGGUUAACUUUUUGCGAAGAUUCAUAGCUGAUUUUACUAAGAAGACUCAUCAUAUUGUUGAUAUGAUGAAAGGGAAAACUACUUUCCGUUGGAAUCCAGAAGGGAAGAAAAAUUCAGAGGGAAUUGAAUCUCCCAUUGCUUUCAUGAGCUAUCGUUUGAAGUCUCAUGAGCCCAAAGGCAUUUGGAUUGCCAAAAUCCAAGAAUAUGAUUUUGAAAUCAAGCCUACCAAACUUGUUCGUGGAAAGGGGCUUUGUCAGCUCAUUGCUGAAAAUGAUUCAGACAAGCGAGAACAAGAUGUUCCAAAAGAUCUUCCCGGGAUAUUAUUUGUUAGUAAGACUGAUGAAUGCGCAUUUGUCAUUCAAGGAAAAACGGAAUAUAAAGCUCAAGGUUGCAAACAUCGUCCUUUGGGACAGUGGUCUGUACAACAAUUUGUUGGUAAGCGAAAGCUUGCAACAUUAGCUCUAAAACGUGUGGUGAUCGAUGAACCCUUCCAACAGUGGGGAAUUGAUUUAAUUGGUGUUAUCAACCCUUCAAGUGUUGUUCACACAUAUGUCCUCACUGUAACUGAUUACUUCACCGAGUGGGUUGACGCUAUCCCAGUAAAGCAUGCUACUUCAGAAGUGGUAUGCGAGUUUCCCAAAGAAAAUAUAAUUUGCAGAUUUGGUGUUCCACAUACGAUUGUGACAGGCAAUGCAGCUGUUUUUUCCUCUUAUAAGGUAACUCAGUUUUGUUUUGAAUACGGUAUUACCUUGGCUCAUUCUUCUAAUUAUUUCCCUGAACGUAAUGGUCAACUGGAAUUGAGUAAUAAAAAUUUGGUGACUAUCAUACGCACGCUUGUAGAGGAGAAUCAAAGGUCUUGGCAUCAGGCUCUUUAUAAUGCUUUAUGGGUUCACAGAAUUACACCCAAAAGAGCUAUUGUUAUGUCGCCAUUUCAGCUUCUUUAUGGGAUUGAGCGUAAAAGUGGUCACUGA